Molecule: messenger RNA, 1533 nt
Organism: Malus domestica (apple)
Lineage: Eukaryota; Viridiplantae; Streptophyta; Magnoliopsida; Rosales; Rosaceae
Source: RefSeq, a predicted model, not a curated record
AUGAAAACAAGAUUGAAAGAGAAAUUUCUCCCACCAGACUUCACUCAAUAUAGUUUUUCACAAUUCAACAACCUUCGCCAAGAAACUAAGAGUGUUGUGGAGUAUACCGAAGAGUUUUACAAGUUGUCAGCACGUAAUGAUAUCCAAGAAACUGAAGAACAACUCACUGCAAGAUACAUAGGGGGAUUAAGACCUCAGAUUCGUGAUGAAGUCGAGAUGCAUAGAGUUUGUAGGGUUAAUGAUGCUUAUCAAUUGGCUUUAAAAGUGGAGGCUAGACUUGCUCAUACUAGUACUAGAAGAGCUGCAAAUUUUCAUAGCUUUUAUCCAUCUUCUAAGGGUGAAUCUUCUCAUGGCUGGAUCACCAAUGGAAAAGCUAAUCAUCAAUACAAGAGUUGCCCGAAGCGGCAAGUUGAUACACGAGUGGCUCUUGGCUAUGAAGACAACGAGGUUGAAUACUUUAAUGAUUCUAUUCAGCCCAAUUUUGAUGAAGACAAUGAUGUAGAGCGUGAAGAAAUUGAACCUGAAAUUGGUGAAACUUUGGUGAUUCAUCGAGUGUUUUCCACUCUCAAUUGUGAAAAUAUUGUUUCUCAAGACAUGAUAGAUAAACUAAAGCUCCAAACGGAGCCACGUCCACGACCUUAUCGAAUCGCGUGGUUCAAGAAAGGAAAUGAGGUAAAAGUUUCCAGGAGAUGUCUUGUUUCAUUUUCAAUGGGGAAGAAUUACAAGGACCAAGUUUGGUGUGAUGUAGUUCCUAUGGAUAUUUGUCACAUACUCCUAGGAAGACCCUGGCAAUUUGAUAGACGCACUACCCAUGAUGGUCACAAAAACAACUAUACCUUUAGAAUGGGAAAGAGUGAGAUUGUUCUCUUACCUAGCAAGGAGGAAGAAGCUAUUCCAAAAAUCCAGCAAGAGAAGGGGAAAUCUACAAAUGUCCCUAGAAAAGUAGAGCUUGUCUUGGACGAAUUCAAAGAUGUUAUCCCGGAUGAGUUGCCUAGUGGUCUUCCCCCACUUAAAGACAUCUAGCACCAAAUAGAUUUUAUUCCUGGUUCAAACCUUCCAAAUAAGGCUCACUGCCGCAUGAGUCCUAAAGAGCAUGAGGAGCUAAAACGACAAGUUUCAGAAUUGCUUGAGAAAGGUUAUAUCAAAUAAAGCAUGAGUCCGUGUGCGGUACCAACUUUGCAUAAUCCUAAGACCGAUAACACAUGGCGUAUGUGUACAGACAGCCAUGCUAUCAAUCGAAUCACUAUCAAAUACAGGUUCCUUAUUCCGAGGAUUGAUGAUAUGUUCGACAUGCUUGCUGGUGCCAAAGUAUUCUCUAAGAUUGAUCUUCGAAGUAGGUACCACCAAAUCCGAAUUAAACCUGGUGAUGAAUGGAAGACUACUUUCAAAACUCGUGAGGGCCUCUUCGAGUGGCUUGUUAUGCCAUUUGGGCUAUCCAAUGCCCCGAGCACCUUUAUGAGGGUAAUGAAUCAAGCACUGCGUUCUUUCAUUGGUAAAUUUGUCAUUGUCUACUUUGACGAUAUACUCAUUUAA